Messenger RNA from Spirodela intermedia, 3232 nucleotides. The record is from the annotation of a GenBank genome assembly. NCBI's taxonomy places the organism in Eukaryota, Viridiplantae, Streptophyta, Magnoliopsida, Alismatales, Araceae.
AUGACUCAAGGAGAUGAUAAGUAUUCCACCAAACUUGUUGAGAAACUGGUUUCUCUGCAUGAGCAGGUCUCCAAGGUAGACUUCACUCCACCUGCACUUUGAAGUUGACUUAUAUACUAUUUUAUUUGAAAUUUAUGCGUAUCAUAUGCUCUUCAUGAUGUUUUAGGAUAUUGGCUUUUAUUGCUGGGACAGUGUCUCCGUAUUAAUUCAUCGUCUGCUUAUACAAUAUAUUAGUUUCUCUUAUAUACCAUAUCAUAGAUACCAUAUAAUUUCACACCCGUGCAGUAUUUUCUGUAAAAAAGUCAACUCUCCCAUGAUUAAAAUCCUUAGGAAUGGACUGGUGCACGCAAACCUCCCACUUCCCCACAUGUUUUCGGGCUUUUGCAGAUGCAAAAUAUAAUUGAAAACCAACAAAGUCAAGAAAAGAUGCUGACGGAAGGUUUGAGUGCUAAGGCCUCAGAAGCUCAGGAUUUAGAAGAUGAGCUGCAGAUAUAUAAACUGAUUGGAGAAAUGGCUCUUGAGGACACUCAAUGCACUGAGAUGUACAUCAUGGAGCUUGGCAAGAAAAUUGAUGCACGAAGCAGUGGCCUUCUGGAGUUGAAGACUCAAUGGUAUGGACUCUACCUAACCUUUUUGUGUUUUGGAAUUUGAUUCAGUGUCUGCUUUGGUGCUGAUCGAGGUCGAUUUUUCAUUCAUUCGUAUCCGGCCCCAUCAUCUUCCCCAGCCGGUAACCUUAUGCAUGAUCGACCCACCCGCAGCUAAUGCUUAUACAAGUCUUGGGGGAUUCCUUUGAUAGAAAUCUACUUUCCACUAUCAACUUUGCCAUAAUACCCUCGGAGAAAGCACAUGAAUUUUAGGAGAGCGGACUCCUUGCUCCAGUAUUUGCAGAACUGGUCGAGGGUCGGCCACUGAUACAUUACGUUGCCGCCCUUGAGGGAUCUCUGGUAGCGCUCCUGGCACAACACAAUGACGAGGAACAAGAUCCUCUCACUUAGGGUUAGAUCUUCCCGGUCAAUGAAAUAGACAAGCAAGCCUGCAGUAUUAGAGAUAUUUACCUCAUUUCGAAGCUCAUUUUUGUGACCUCUGUCUGCUCCUGGGAGAUUCCACAGGACUUGCAUGUGUUAGCUAGAUCGGACUUCCACAAAGGAUCAAUUUAUUUUUCCCACUAUUUUAUCACAUUAUAUUAUAAUCCGUGCUCCCAAACCGACACAAAGUUAGCUACUUGAUGAAAAACGCUUCCCUAAACUCCACAGCAUUCAAAUAACUUAAGUGAUGCCAAUAUGACCCAUAAAACAUAGCCCAAAGAUAUAUUCCUCUUCUUUUGACUCUUAAAUGAUGCAUCCUUGUAACAACUAAUUUUUUACAUACUUUGACAUAAAUGCUUAGGAUAUGCUGAAAACAUGACAUAGAUACUUUCCUUAUGGAACCAUUAUGUGUGCUCUGUCCAGGAAAGCAUGUAGCGCUUGAGAGCUUAAAUAGUUUGUAAAAUCAAAGGAAAUAUCACAAGCUUCCUUUAAAAGAAAUUUAACUCAAGUUAAGUUUAUUGACCAGCGAUUGAUUCCUGCCAUCGUCCAUGAGAAGAUUGCUUUUAGAAAGUCCUUCACUUAAUACUUUACGCUGUUCUAGAGCUAUUUUUGGAAAGUUCAUCUACGGCAGGAGCCCGUUUUGGAAGUUAGUUGAUUUCUGUUUCAAUCUGUCCUAGGAAAGCAUUUGCAAAGUCAUUUGAAGAGAGAAGAGCGCUCAUUGAGCUGGAACUCUAUGGUAAUAAACCAGAUCAACUGGAGAAGCUUCAGCAGUUGAAGGAGAUGGAACUGGAAACAGGCGUCAUCCGUUCAGAACUCCACAAGAGGUGCACUCUCUGAUCCCAUAAAGCAACAGCUGAACAAGUAUCAUUUUUGCUUUGACUGGGCGAUCUAUCGAUUUCUGGCGAACAUGAUGGAUGAUGACGUACACCAAAUCCGAAAUAGGGUUGGUGGGCAAGGAUCUUGUCUGGGUCAUAAUAAAUUCAUCUCCCUGUUUAUUUAUGUCUUCCAUAUAUAUGUUAGGGCAUUUAUCUUCAACCAAAUGUAAAUAUCUUAGUUCCAUGCUGGGUGAGGCUAAGUCUAUUCAGAGCGGGUUCUCCUUCCGUCAGUCCUCUAGUCCAGGGACGACGAGUUUUCUUCUUGCUGGAGCCACAAAUCGCCGCCAGCACUCCGGCAUCGUCCCCUGGCUAGGUAGUUCUACGAUGACUGAGCGCCGAUCGUUCACUGUCUCGUGUCCUCUAGAGUGAUCUUCAUCUGCCAUUCGACAGUAUAUCCGAGUUCAUCAGCAGCAGGUUUGUCAAUGACAUCUUCAAGUUCAUGGGCAUCCUUUUACCUUGCUCAGCAAAUUUAAGAGAUGAUGCCCAAUUUUAGGAAGAUCCUUGAAGACCAUGCAUUCACAUGAACACCAAAAACAUACCAAAAAUGGGAGAACUUUAUAAGUCCAUUUUAUCACAUGGCCAUGCUCAUGCAUAUUUACCCAAGUUUUCUUCGGUUGGGAAAUUAAGAGAUAAUGCAUCCACAUGAACACCAAGACCCACCAAAAAGGGAAGAACUCUACGAAAGCUCAUUUUAUCAAAAAAAUUCUUUUUUUUUAGGUUUAAGAUAGAAAAUUGGGUAAUAUUUAUCAUUUUAGUAUCGUUUUAGUGAUCAUCAACAUACAGGAAGUGGAGGCAAUACGUGGAAGGGUUCAUGGCUCAUUAGUGGUAUAGAAUCUAAGGCGCUCAUGUCCAUGACGCAGUGCCACAUUUGGUAACUUUUAAGCUGUGAUGCAGACAAGAAAGCCUUCUACUUCAGCAUGCCAUUAUCUUAGUAUUUUUCCAUCGAAACAAUCAAAUCCCUGCCCAUUGUCUUAAUUAUUUCUAGGAACUCAUUGCAUCUGCUUGUCUCCUCCCUCUCCCUCUCUCUCUCUCUCUCUCUCUCUCUCUCUCCCUCUCCCAAGAGAAGAGGAGUGCUCCAGGCUUGCCACAGAUCUCGAGAACCAGCCGAAGAUCCCUCUGAGAAGGUCGUACCUUCAGAGGAUCACUGAGAUCACCAGGAACAGCCGUAAGCAGGAUGCGGACAUCGAGCAGAUCAUAAGAGACACCCGCGAGCUGCAGCUGGAGAGCAAUUCCAUCAACGAACGUCUCCACAGGGCUUAUGCUGUGGUCAACGAAGCUGUCUCCAGGUACAUCCAAUGGGCAUUUGAUCCGAAAUGGUCGUUCUUAAUCUAG